GAAACGCAAGUGACUAAUAUUAGAUACAAUAUGGCGACGGGAGGGGACGCGGUUGAAAGUAUCCCUGUGUCGCCCGGGAAAGAAUAUCAUUUUUGUAUCUUAUACAAUUACGAUUCCGAUCCCCCAGAUGACAUUGAAAAGUCUUUAAAAGUUGUUAAAAAGAUCACAACUACACUGGCAUCUAUCGGGCUCCGUGCUUCGUACUAUUAUGACCGGGAUUGCUUGCCGGGUUUGAAUGUAUUCCAGGAACUAUUCCGGGUGGUUGAAGCGUCCGAGUACAUCAUCGUCGUCCUUACCCCAGGGUUUAUACUGGAUAGUUGGAAUCGAUAUACACAACAGGCCACAUUUAAGGAGCUUCUGGAGAGGGGCAUUUCUCAUCGGUUACUUCCGUUAUGUUUCGGACUGAACCAGAAUUUACGAGUGCCUGUAGAGCUGACCACACAAGCACCUCUGGAGUUUUCUGAUGACUGGGAGAAUGACGAGGCAUCAUGGCAAAAGUUGAGAAGAGUGUUCACUAAACACAGACCAAUAGCUAACGUCAGCAUGCAUGCAACGAAUCAAGGAAAUACCCUGUGGAAGAAACCAACCAAAAUGGAGGCCAGCAAGCUGAAGACAAUGAUCCCCCAGCCUCUGUACAUAAUCCGAUCAUCCCACAGGAUGAAGAUGUCAUGGUUAACCGGCUGUCUCAAGGAGGUUCUUCAGCAGAUGGAGAGACGAUCAUCUACUCACGGAUGCCCCCUGACUGAUUAUGAUGAACAUCAGGUUCAAGGUCUAGAUGGCGGUACAGGGAGAGAAACAGAAGAGCCACUUCAAGGAACAAGCCUCGUCCCUGAUGGAGAGGAUCAGGUUCAAGAUGGCGUUACAGGAGAGAAACAGAAGAGCCACUUCAAGGAACAAGCCCCGUCUAUGAUGGAGAGGAUCAGGUUCAAGAUGGCGUUACAGGGAGAGAAACAGAAGAGCCACUUCAAGGAACAAGCCCCGUCUAUGAUGGAGAGGAUCAGGUUCAAGAUGGCGGUACAGGGAGAGAAACAGAAGAGCCACUUCAAGGAACAAGCCCCGUCUAUGAUGGAGAGGAUCAGGUUCAAGAUGGCGUUACAGGAGAGAAACAGAAGAGCCACUCUCCAAGGAACAAGCCCCGUCUAUGAUGGAGAGGAUCAGGUUCAAGAUGGCGUUACAGGGAGAGAAACAGAAGAGCCCUUCAAGGAACAAGCCCCGUCUAUGAUGGAGAGGAUCAGGUUCAAGAUGGCGGUACAGGAGAGAAACAGAAGAGCCACUUCAAGGAACAAGCCCCGUCUAUGA
Haliotis rubra (blacklip abalone) is the source of this 1299-nucleotide messenger RNA. RefSeq lists its product as uncharacterized. NCBI's taxonomy places the organism in Eukaryota, Metazoa, Mollusca, Gastropoda, Lepetellida, Haliotidae. Bases 31 to 1299 code for a protein of 422 amino acids. The transcript has 3 exons. The record is from RefSeq and is a predicted model, not a curated record. Gene Ontology annotation, biological process: signal transduction.